AUGCGUUGUCUUUGGCAAAUUCUCGCCGCUCUCUUACUCUUUGCCUUGCAAGGCUCGUGUGCUUGCCAUUCAUAUGGUUGGGACUAUGUCGAUGGCGGGACUUACUGCGUCAACACUAAAAGUGAUGAAUACUUCAGCUUCGGUACAGGGUUUUGGGGGUGUACGCCCAAUGAUACGCAAGGUGGCGUAGAGCCCAUCCUCGUCGAUCCAGACAGCAAUGAUGUCCUUUGUUCCGUCAUCCAGACUAAUCCGGACGACGUUAACAUGGUCUCAACCUGCGAUAUUGUUGGCCAUGAAAUUCGAAAGAGCCAGAUGGUGUCCGGCAAAUGGUCGGUCGUCAUCGAGGGUCUCGAAUUCGCAUGGAUGCGGUCCUUCAGCGUCAUUGCCGGGCCGCAGGUCACUAAGAUUGCCACGCCAACAAUUACCAUCAAUCAAACCAUGUCGCCAUCCACAACCGUCACCGUCGUGACGACCAACACUCUUCCGACCACCUUGAGUCCCAGCACCAUCACGAUUCCGUCGACGACAAGCACCGCGACCUCAACAGUGACACCUAAGACAGUGACCACCACUAUCACCAAAGUCAGGACCAUCACCUUGCCAGCGUGGCCGCCGAAAGUCACCAAGACAACGGUGACAAGGACUCAAACAACGGCUUGCAAGACAGCUUCGCGCCGUAACGAUCCGACGUGCACCGUGCAUCCACCAAAAGCGUCUCUUGCGGCAGCUGGAGGGUCCUACGGUCGCUUCCGUCGACAUGCUCCCUAUGUGCCCAGAGCGCCGCCGACGCAGCACUUGAACGACCUUGGCCGUCGCACACCUGACCUCUGCACAACCACCGUGCUUGCUUCCACCGUUGUCACAUCAACGUCAACUAUAACGGCGCCGACCACGACGAUCAGCUCGACGUUGGUGGAAACGGCGACGAAAACCAUGUGGGUGGAUCCUGGUCACACCUGCAGCGGCGACCGUUUAUUCGGGAGCUGCACAGACGACAACUACCAUGACCUUGCCUACGCCAACGGCGACGCAGACCACUUCUAG
Molecule: messenger RNA, 1044 nt
Organism: Cyphellophora europaea CBS 101466
Lineage: Eukaryota; Fungi; Ascomycota; Eurotiomycetes; Chaetothyriales; Cyphellophoraceae
Exons: 2
Coding region: 1-1044 (347 amino acids)
Source: RefSeq, a predicted model, not a curated record